GAGGUAGCAGCACUGGUUAUACCAAGUUUAGAAACAGUUGCAAUUGUUGGAAAUUGUACUACACAAGUAGUUUAGUCAAUAAAUAUUUAUUGUUGUCCUCAAAUUUCUAAAAAGGUCCCGGGACUUUGAUGUUAACAUUAUAAUUUUCUAACGAUGAUUACUUUGCCAAAACGAGUCCCCAUUUAUGAUUAAAAAACGGCUUAAUGCAAUUUAUACUAAUUAUUAUACAUUCGAUUUUUAAAAGAGUUUGUAUUCAUCAAUAUCUAGGUAUAUGCUUGACAAUGCGGUAUGUCAAGUUUGACUAAUCUGACACCGUUAUUUUGAAAAAUAUUGUGAAUCAGUUGUGUAUGUAUUUUUAUGUUUUGUAUUUAUUUCUUAGUAAAGUCUUGUGUAUUUUAAAUCAAAAUGAAGAUAUCUGAAUGCAAACAUAUACGCAUAAGAGAUAAUAAUGCUUACGGAGUCGAUCCCGAAACUCUUGUUAGAUACAUUGAAACCCAAUAUGAUAUGGAUAUAAGAUCUUUACCGUAUUGGAAAGAAAUAAUAAAGCGUUUCCAAGUUUCCACGACAGAUUGUAAAAGAAUUAUCCAAAAUGCGAAAAGAAGAAAGCACGAAAUUAUUCAAAAGCUAUAUGUGGAAUCUACGAGGCUCUCCCCAUUCCAACUAACGGAUAAUCUGGUAAGAACUGGUAGUCUAUGGAAAAUGUUAGAGGGAGAAAAAAGAAGAAAAAAAAUUCCAUUCAUCAUUGGACCAGAAAUUAUACCGCAAUCUGAUAUUUCCGAAAGAUCUUUUGCAGAACAGAGUGAAUUGGAAUCUGGUCAUCAAAAUACAGAACAAAGCAUACCCAAUCUGGCAUUGGAACCUUUACCAAAAUCAGAACCAGAGUCUGAGGCACCUGUUUCUCAUUUGCCAGUACAUAUUAGCACAAAUCUACAUGAGCUUGUUGGUCCUUCUUCGACAUGCAGCUAUUUGAGUCAUAAAUCAGAAGAAACAACGGAAAGAAAGAGUAUUGUUAUUGUCGAAGAAAAUGCAGAAUGGAAAAUGCUGCCUGAAUCGACCUUAGUGAGAAGUGUCCCAAAUGAAAUUGUCAUUGAAGAUGAUUCAUUAGAAGAACAAGUUAUCAAAUUUUCGAUAGUUAAUUGUGGAACAGAAUACAUCCAUAUCAAAUUUGUUUGUGUAACUGAAAAGUCACCUUUUAGGUAUGCUAAAAUAAUACCGAAGACACCCGGUAAAAUUUAUCCAGGCUUGUCUAUUGUUUAUAAGUUAAUAUUCAAAGUUGUUCAGAAUGAAUUUGAUUUUGAAUCUAGCUUAUAUUUCAGAAUAGGACAGAUUGUAUUAGCAGAAGGGUCAACAUUAGAAUCGUUGUGUAUUCCAGUGAAAAGUAAUUACCUCAUUAUGAGAAACGUAUCAGCUUCUGAAGCAAUUUAUUUACCUCCCGUAUAUUCUUGGCAUUUAGGCGGUGACUAUGGAUAUCCUACAGGUUAUAUAAAUGUAUCAGUUUUGGAUAAUUUCUCAUACAAAAUUCACAUUACAAAAGUAUGCAUAGAUUUUGAUGAUACGCAAGACAACAGUACACAACCAUCAGGCUAUGUUUCUAUAGAGAAUGUAGAAAUGCAGAGUGUUCCGCAAUUUGAGAUACAAAAUGUAACAGGUGAAGUUGAAUAUAUUGACAGUGUAGAGCUUAUAUCUCCCCUCGUGUUCGAUAUCGUUGAAGCAUCGCUUGAGCCAUUUUGGGUUGAAUAUACAUAUUUACAUCUAUCAAAGCUAUCUCAUUUCAAAAUUCCUGUAUAUCUUACAAAAAUAGAGCGAAUCGGCAGUCACCACGCUUGUUAUGAUAUAGAAUUUUUUGAUUCCUUUACGGAAAAUAAGAUGUUUACGAAAACCGUCAAAGUCUUUGGUGAAAUUCUGGCUCAUCCAAUACAAAUUCAUCCUCCAAUACUGGACAUGAGUAAUUCGCCUGUAUUGCAUGGAUUUUGUGAAGACAAGUUCGUUAUAGUUAAUACUCACAAGUUUUAUUUAGCGACUAUCAAAAUUAAGAUGACUACUAAAAUGAAAAAACUUUUACGUGUAAGCCCAAUGGAAGUAGCAAUACCCCAAAUGUCGAGUGUGUCAUUUGAUGUGAGGUUUUGUUCUCCUGGGUUAAUAGAGCACGAUUUUGAGGAUUUAGUGCAUUUUACGGUUAAAAUUAUUGUGUCGGGAUAUAAAGCUAUUUAUCACAAAGUACCUCCAUUUUACUAUGAAAUUAUAGCACCAUGUAUUGGGAUAUAUGAAAAAGUGUACAAGAAAAAGAAAGUUGAAACAUAAUUAUGAAAUAAAUUUACAUGUGCAAAAUA
Messenger RNA from Plodia interpunctella (Indianmeal moth), 2330 nucleotides. RefSeq lists its product as uncharacterized. The coding region runs from base 406 to 2301 and encodes 631 amino acids. The transcript has a single exon. The record is from RefSeq and is a predicted model, not a curated record. Lineage: Eukaryota; Metazoa; Arthropoda; Insecta; Lepidoptera; Pyralidae.